This is a messenger RNA of Vavraia culicis subsp. floridensis, 818 nucleotides long. RefSeq names its product 60S ribosomal protein L11. The record is from RefSeq and is a predicted model, not a curated record. The annotation marks the transcript as partial. Gene Ontology annotation, biological process: translation. Gene Ontology annotation, molecular function: structural constituent of ribosome; RNA binding. Gene Ontology annotation, cellular component: ribosome; cytosolic large ribosomal subunit. The transcript has a single exon. Lineage: Eukaryota; Fungi; Microsporidia; Pleistophoridae.
CAAUGACAAAGACCAAUCCAAUGGAGGAAGUGCGCAUCCACAAACUCUCCAUAAAUUUGUGCGUAGGAGAGAGCGGCGACAAGCUCAAUAAGGCUGCCAAAGUACUUGAACAGCUUACUGGCCAGAAGCCUCGUUUCUCAAAAUCACGCCUAACGAUUCGCACGUUCGGCAUACGCCGCAACGAGAAGAUAGCGGUGCAUGUAACAGUGCGCGGCGAAAAGGCAAAAGAGAUUUUGAACAAUGCGCUCAAGAUCUGCGAGUUUGAGCUGCGCGAGAGCAGCUUCUCGGAGACGGGCACGUUUGGAUUUGGGAUCAAGGAGCAUAUUGAUCUGGGACUGAAGUAUGACCCGUCGAUCGGUAUUUAUGGAAUGGAUUUCAUCGUUGUUUUGAGUAAGCCCGGGCUGCGGGUGUGUAAGAGGAAGAGGUUGAAAAGUAAGGUUGGAAAUAAGCAGCGGGUUAGUAAGGAUGAGGCGAAGAAGUGGUUCGUUGAUACUUUUGAGGGUGUUUUAGUGCCGGCGAAUAAAUAAAUGGAUUAUUAAAUGUGGCAUGAGGGCUUAUGGGAGUGGAGAUUGGUGCGAUGCAACCGGUCCAUUCACAAAUUUGCACAGUGUGUUACGAGAUUGUAUGCAGCCGUGUUCGCAAUCAUUCCUCAGUUGCGUGUUCUGAGGUGAAAAGCAAAUUUGUGAAGGGCCCUCCGCGUGCUCGUCAAGGAAUCACGGCUACACCGUUUCGUAAAAAUGGCAAUUAUUGAAAUUUCUUGCCCGCCACGUUAACGCUAAGCACCUCCAAAAUAAAAAUAAAUUUACUUUCUAUGUCAA